GCCCUGCGGCUGGGAAGGAGCCGGAUGUCCGGAGGCUCGGGGCAUCGAGAUGGAGGAGGGUGAAUACGAAUCAGUGCUCUGUGUCAAGCCGGAGGUGCACGUCUACCGCAUCCCGCCACGGGCCACCAACCGUGGCUACAGGGCUGCGGAGUGGCAGCUGGACCAGCCAUCAUGGAGUGGCCGGCUGCGGAUCACUGCAAAAGGGCAGGUGGCCUACAUCAAGCUGGAGGACAGGACCUCAGGGGAGCUCUUUGCGCAGGCCCCGGUGGAUCAGUUUCCUGGCACAGCGGUGGAGAGUGUGACCGACUCCAGCAGGUACUUCGUUAUCCGCAUCGAAGAUGGAAACGGGCGACGGGCGUUUAUUGGAAUUGGCUUCGGGGACCGAGGUGAUGCGUUUGACUUCAAUGUCGCGCUGCAGGACCAUUUCAAAUGGGUGAAACAGCAGUGUGAAUUUGCAAAACAAGCCCAGAACCCCGACCAGGGCCCUAAAUUGGACUUAGGCUUCAAAGAGGGCCAGACCAUCAAGCUCAGCAUUGCAAACAUGAAGAAGAAGGAAGGAGCAGCCGGGACCCCUAGAGCCCGGCCUGCCAGCACAGGAGGGCUGAGCCUGCUUCCCCCUCCCCCUGGGGGGAAGACCUCCACCCUGAUCCCUACCCCUGGGGAGCAGUUGUCUGUGGGGGGAUCUCUCGCUCAGCCACCAGUUGCUCCUGGUUCAGUAGGAGGUGCCACUGUGUCCUGGCCGCAGCCGAAGCCAGUCGCCACUGCUGCCGCUGACAUCUGGGGAGACUUUACCAAAUCCACAGGGUCGCCUUCUAGCCAGACUCAGCCAGGCACAGGCUGGGUCCAGUUUUGACCUGAGCGCAAUGCUUUCCUCAUAGCACUUCUGGAAAGGAGCUGCCUCAUCUGGGCCAAAGGAAGGAGGAUGAAGCACUCCCUGGCCAGCCUCUGUUUGGAGCAUGACUCUCCUCUCCUCCUUGCCUGACCCUCUUGACAGACUGGCAUGUCAGGCAGCAAGUUGGCACUGUGUCACACAAUUUUCUGGGAUUCAGUAUGCUACCAGACACAGGAGAAGAGAUACGCCAGGAUCCCUGUCCCUGUCUGUCCUCUUGACAUGAGAACAGCUCUGAGACUACUUUGAUCACAAAGACCCUUAUUAAACACAAUGCCCCAAAGCCAAAGAAGGGGUUGAGUGUGCCGUCUGGAUUCAGCUCAGCCCUUCUCAGGGGUUACAGGUGUCAGAGGAUCACGGGCCUGAAGUGGGGCUUUCCACAGUCCCAUCGGCUGUAGCCAUUUCAGUCCAGUUGCCCUCAGAGGAGGGAUUCCUUCCUGAUUGCUGGCAGGUUUAUAAGUGGCAGCUUGAACAAUCAGGAGGGAAAUCGGGAGUAUUAACCAGCUUUAAAAAUCGUUUUAAUAUUUGCUUUGCUAAUGUGCUGAUCUGCACUAAUUCCUUUUCUUUGCAAAAGGGACUGCUCCUGAAGUAUGCCCCAGCAGGGGCCUCUAAAAGCUUUCCUCACUGUCAGCCGCAGGAGCUGCUCUGAGCUUUAGGAGGCAGUGUUCAUCUCCGCCAAGUGGCCUGGGUCCCGUGUCUUCCAGGCCAUGUAGGCAGUGGAGGGCUGAGGCAGGUGCUGGAAGCCAGGUAAAACUGUGUUCAAGCCGGAGAGUGGAAACCAUUCUUGCGGAGGUUGGGGGGCAGGGUCAGCCUUCCUGUCCACUGGCAGCUCUCUGGGUUCACAGGUCACGGCACAGUUCCUGGUGGGCUUGGGUUUUGUCUGUGGUGGUUCCUGAAGUGCCUUGUCUGCAGACAACCUUUUUCUUUCUUUUAUCCUUCAGGGACUGUACAUGACAGAGGAGUUGUGAGUGAACUGGAAGUCUAGGCUUGCCCGUUUACUGGUUUAUAAGAAGUUAUUUUAUCUGAACACCUCUAAAAUUGCUUUUAUUGACAUACUUUACCUCUUAAUGCAAAGAUUGCCUUUCUGAAGAGUCAAGACGAACCGAAAAAAUGUGUUGGCCUUUUUGUGGGACCAGAUUUCUCAAAUAAAAAAUGAAUAUUUUUACUCUUG
Messenger RNA from Manis pentadactyla (Chinese pangolin), 2060 nucleotides. It is a transcript of the gene NECAP2, whose product is annotated as NECAP endocytosis associated 2. Lineage: Eukaryota; Metazoa; Chordata; Mammalia; Pholidota; Manidae. Bases 50 to 853 code for a protein of 267 amino acids. Gene Ontology annotation, cellular component: membrane; clathrin vesicle coat. Gene Ontology annotation, biological process: endocytosis. The record is from RefSeq and is a predicted model, not a curated record. The transcript has 8 exons.